GUAGACAUUUCUGUUGGAGCGGGAAGGCAGCCUGGUUAGGUUCAGCCUGAAGCUUUGGGCCCCUCCUGUGGGCACGGCCCUGACAUCAGCUCCAUCUCUAGAGCCGCCACGGUGCUCUUUGAAUCUGUCCUGUAGGGUUAGUUCUCCAAACCUUUGGUUUGCCAUUUAGGGUCAGACCCCUACACAGAUGGUUGUAGGGUGACCCAGGCACCCCUUCCAUACCUCCUUCCUCUGCACAGUCUCCCACAUACUCUCUGGGCCCAGGGUCCCCGUCCUCUGUCUAGAAACCUGUGGUGUAGGUGUGUCCUCUGUGCCGUGACACCCCCGCACUGGGUCUCCCUUGGGCGAGUGUUAGCACGGAAAGCAGUGGGACCCCCAGUCCCACUAUAUGCCUCUAGUCUCUUAGUUUUGGGGACAGCUGGGCCACUACCAUCACAGGGUUUUAGCAGGGACCAGGGUUUGCUAGAAGGCAGAGACAGUAAAAAAAAAAAAAAAAAAAAAAAAAAAAAAGGAAUAAUAAAAGCAGGGCAUUUCUCCUUCUUUUGUCACAUGUGGAUUUCCCUUCUAUUUCUGCAAACCAGAGCCUGGACUUGUCUCCAGAUGCUUACUGUGCACAGUUCUGGAACGCAGGCUUCCUGAAAGCGAGACCAGGGGACCUACCUGCAGAGGAGUCCCUGUGGAUCCUGGUCUCCUGUCAUGUCCCCUGCUGUGUGACCACUGAGUUUUCAGGCCCCCGUGCAGCAGCCCCAUGUGUUCUGUUCAGGGGUUUUAGCUCUUACAAAGGCAAAGAUGGGGGGAACUGUGAUUAUUUCAAGUUCACCAGAACCAGCGCUGGAAUACUCCUUCUCUUGUCAUUGUUUUCAAAAAGCAGCGGGCUUGGACUGAAGGCUGGGUCUUCCAGGCACAGGUGCUCAGAGCUCUGUUGUGCACAGCCUGAGACCACCUGAGACCCUGUGCCCUGCCUUGUGAUUUCCUGUAGGGCUUGGGACCCUGGCGGAGUGACAGUCCUGGUUCCAGUGUCGUCUUCAGCUGAGUCAUGGCAACCCCGGAUGUGAGUGUCCACAUGGAGGAGGUGGUGGUGGUCACAACGCCGGACAGCGCAGUGGACGGGAGCAGCGUGGAGGAGGGCCGAGCUGGCGGAGGACAGCAUGGAGACCGAGAACGCUGCGGCGGCCGCGGCGGCCGCAUUCACGGCCUCCUCACAGCUCAAGGAGGCCGUGUUAGUGAAGGUGGCCGAGGAGGAGGAGCGUCUGGAGGCUGAAAUCGUGUACCCCAUCACCUGCGGGGGCAGCAGGGCCAACCUGAUCUGGAGGAAGUUCGUGUGCCCGGGUAUCAACGUCAAGUGUGUUCAGUAUGACGAGCACGUGAUCAGCCCGAAGGAGUUUGUGCACCUGGCUGGCAAGUCCACCCUGAAGGACUGGAAGAGGGCCAUCCGCAUGAACGGGAUCAUGCUUAGGAAGAUCAUGGACUCUGGGGAGCUGGACUUCUACCAGCACGACAAGGUCUGCUCCAACACCUGCCGCAGCACCAAGAUCGAUCUCUCGGGUGCCCGUGUGUCCCUGAGCAGCCCCACCUCUGCCGAGUACAUUCCGCUCACUCCCGCCACCGCUGACGUGAACGGGUCUCCCGCUACCAUCACCAUAGAGACCUGUGAGGAUCCCAGUGACUGGACCACGGCCAUCGGAGACGACACCUUCUCCUUCUGGCGAGGGCUCAAGGACGCGGGUCUGCUGGACGAGGUCAUACAGGAGUUCCACCAGGAGCUGAUGGAGACCAUGAAAGGCCUGCAGCAGCGGGUCCAGGACCCCCCCCUACAGCUCCGAGAUGCCGUCCUCCUCAACAACAUCGUGCAGAACUUCGGCCUGCUGGACCUGGUGAAGAAGGUACUGGCGAGUCACAAGUGCCAGAUGGACCGCUCGCGGGAGCAGUACGCCCGUGACCUGGCAGCCCUGGAGCAGCAGUGUGAUGAACACCGUCGCCGGGCCAAGGAGCUCAAGCACAAGUCCCAGCACCUCAGUAACGUGCUCAUGACGCUGACCCCCGUGUCCCUGCCGCCCCCCACGAAGCGGCCCCGGCUGGCUCGGGCCACAUCCGGGCCGGCGGCCGUCGCCUCACAGGUGCUCAGUCAGUCUGCCCAGAUCGCCCUCAGCCCCGGCGUGCCCGUGUCCCAGCUGACCGGCGUGCCGCUGGGCAAAGUGGUAUCUGCGCUGCCCUCCCCUGUGCUGGGCAAGGCACCCCCCCAGGCUGCUCCUGCCAGCUCCCCCGCCUCACCGCUGCUUGGGGGGUACACAGUGCUGGCCUCGUCGGGCACCGCCUUCCCCGGCGCGGUGGAGAUCCACCCGGACGCAUCGAGCCUCACGGUCUUGAGCACGGCCGCCAUGCAGGACGGCAGCACCGUGGUCAAGGUGGUGAGCCCCCUGCAGCUGCUCACCUUGCCGGGCCUGGGCCCCGCCCUGCAGAACGUGGCCCAGGUGUCACCCGGGGGCAGCACCAUCGUGACCGUGCCCACGGGGGCCGUUGAGAGCGCCGUGGCCGCCUCGGGGCCCGAGGAGCAUACGGCCACCAUCGAGGUGGCCGCCAUGGCGGAGGGCCCCGAGCACAAGUAGACACUGGUGGAAGGCGAGGCCCCUCGGGGGCACAGGGCCGGCCGCCUCUCCUCAGGCCGUGGCCGGGCAGGAGCGCGGCCCCGGCACCCCGCGGGUGACGUGGGGUUGAACCAAAGAGAGGAAACACCGAAACCGAAGAGGAGUAAAAGGGACCGCGGACGACAGACCUGUGCGGCCGGCCUCGCUCUCGGACCUCCGCCCCCUUCUUUCUUAGGAAAUACAUUUUUCCAUCUGUUGCUUAUUGACACUGUCUACACGUUGGGCCUGAUCAGGAGCCAGGUAGAGAGACGAGGAGGCAGAGCCGGGGAGCGGGGCACAGACCCCGCGGUGCAAGGGGCCUCUUGGGGGCCUGAGCCGGCUGGGGGAGGGUGUGUCACUAACACAUGUCUUGGGAACUGUCCCCAAGUGUGGAAACCCACGGAUCCUAUGGAUUUGGCUUCUUCCCACAGUUUUCUGUAGGUUUAGUGUGGCCCGGCACCCUGUCCUCCUGUCUCCGAACAGGCCUCGGUGCUGGGCUGCGGUUCCUGGGCACCCGGGAGGGUUGGAGGGAAUCCCCCUGGCACCCACCUGAGUAGGGGGCCAUGGGGCCCCAGCAGCAGGGUUUGCCGUCUGCCCACCUCCCCUCCACCCGGCAGGGGCUUGAGGGGCUCACCCGGGGCUGUUGCACAAGCACUGGGGGUGUUUCUAAGUGAAUUGUUUUGUAGGCUUCUAGGAAGAGGCAGAUUUGUAGCCUUUUCAGCCCAAGCAAUGCUGAGUGCCUGGCUCCCUGAAUUAGCUCUGGGUUCCAGCGUGCUUUCCAGAAGCAGCUGUUGGGACGGCCCAUGGGGCUGUGUGUGCUGUUGGUUCCCGUUGCUCCAGCCGUGAGCGUGGGGCACCAGCAGGCCACCUGGGGAGUGUGACUGUGCGUGUGCCCCUGGGGCUUUGGCCCCAGGGGCUGGGGGUGUGGACAGAACCAGACAGGAACUGAGGAUGAUGGCCUGGGCCAAGGGUGCUCCUGCCCACCCCCCCCAGGGGGCUUGCGACUCCUGUGCUCAGCCUGUCGAUGGGCCACCAUGAUAGCCUUAGUGCCUCCCCCCCCCCCAAUCCGGCCCCAGCCUGGAGGUGGAGAUGCACCUGCUGGCUGACGCUGCUGCCUGGGGCCUUCAUCUGCGCCUGCGCCAGGGCCAGUCGUGGUGGGGGUGAGGAUGCUCACUGGUAGGGCCAUGUGUGGGCCAUCGGCAGGUGUGAUUUUGUACGCAGGAGGGAGAGUAGGCGAGGGUCCCCUGAAGGCCUGGGGCCGUCGCCGGCAGGGCCCCAAGGCCCAUCUGAGCCCUUGAGAGGCAGGUCCCCCUUAGACCUGCCGGUUCCGUUGCCUGCUGAACACCCUUCUCGGGUGGGGGCGGGGGCUCCGAGGACAAGCUGCCGCCCCACUGUGCUUUGAAGGGAACUGGGCUCUGUGUGUCCUUCUAUCCCUCGGGUGCCCCAAACCUACCGGAGCGGGCCUCGCCCCCCAAGUCAAGCCACUGAGGUGGUCUUUUUCUGUUCGCUUUCCGUUGCCUACUUGUUUGCCGUUGUCACGGGUCAGCCGGUUUCAGCAUGACGUUUACUUGCUGGCGUGUGUCCUCCACCUCACCGAGUCCCGAUGCUGUUGGGCCUGCAACCCCCGGGGCCCCGCCUGGCCUGGCCUGUCCGUCUGCACCAGCUCAGACCCUAGGAGAAACCACGUGGUCUUGGCCGGUUGCGGCCCCUUUGAAGCCGCUGCCCUGCCCUCAGACCGCAGGGGUGUGGGGGGGAGGUGCGCCUCAGGGCCAUAGACGCAGAAGCCACAGCUUCCCACGUCACAAGGGCAGCCCCUCCCUCCUUCCGCCCCGGCUGGGGGCAGACACCUGUGCCUGGAGGGGCCCUGAGCGGGGGAGGGUCCCUGGAGCUCUGUCCCUGCUGCUCCCCGCAGGGCGGGACCACAGGCGGCUUCUGGGGAGCAGGACUGGAUUGGGUUUUUCUCGGUGCCAGGCGCCGGCUCAGGGGCAGCCUGGGGAGGGGAAGCAUCCGGGUUCUACUUUGUAUGUUGUUUUGCAAGUAUCUGCUUGGUACUUUGAUUUACAGUAAAAACAUUUUUCAUAA
Messenger RNA from Mustela lutreola (European mink), 4706 nucleotides. It is a transcript of the gene GMEB2, whose product is annotated as glucocorticoid modulatory element binding protein 2. Gene Ontology annotation, molecular function: DNA-binding transcription activator activity, RNA polymerase II-specific; RNA polymerase II cis-regulatory region sequence-specific DNA binding. Lineage: Eukaryota; Metazoa; Chordata; Mammalia; Carnivora; Mustelidae. Bases 1149 to 2606 code for a protein of 485 amino acids. Gene Ontology annotation, biological process: positive regulation of transcription by RNA polymerase II. The record is from RefSeq and is a predicted model, not a curated record. The transcript is spliced from 9 exons. Gene Ontology annotation, cellular component: nucleus.